Molecule: messenger RNA, 3633 nt
Organism: Galendromus occidentalis (western predatory mite)
Lineage: Eukaryota; Metazoa; Arthropoda; Arachnida; Mesostigmata; Phytoseiidae
Gene: Abl
Product: tyrosine-protein kinase Abl
Exons: 7
Coding region: 1-3633 (1210 amino acids)
Biological process (GO): protein phosphorylation
Molecular function (GO): ATP binding; non-membrane spanning protein tyrosine kinase activity; protein binding
Source: RefSeq, a predicted model, not a curated record
AUGGGGGCUCAACAGGGCAAGGAUCUCCGGCCUUCAGGAGGGAGCUCGUCCUCAUGCGGCAGCGCUCCGAGGUCGACGAAUCUCAAACGCAAGAAUACUCGAAUGGACCAGCAACGGUUGAGCUCCCAGCUGACCUCAACCGCUCCAAAUGUGUUUGCUGAAAACUACGAUUUUUUCUGUGAUCAACUAGGUCUGCAGCAUCGACCUUUACCCGAUGUUCCUCCGGUCGGUGCAAUCCCUGAUGAGCUAUGGGCCACGGCGAAUCCAUCUUGGACAUCGAAAGAAAACCUGCUGGACGACAACGACCCGACGAGCUCCGCAGAAUCGGACGUUUUCGUGGCUCUAUACGAUUUCCAAGCAGGAGGGGAUAAUCAACUAUCGUUGGCGAAAGGCGAUCAGAUCAAAGUGCUGUCGUACAACAAGACCAACGAGUGGUGUGAGGCACAGUCUCGUGGCGGGCAAGUGGGUUGGGUUCCCGCCAACUACAUUACACCGGCGAAUUCCUUAGAGAAACACUCGUGGUACCACGGGCCGAUAUCACGCAAUGCAGCCGAGUACCUUCUGUCGUCCGGAAUCAACGGCAGCUUUCUCGUCCGAGAGAGCGAGUCCAGCCCGGGUCAGAGAUCGAUUUCACUCCGAUUCGAAGGCAGGGUCUACCAUUACAGAAUCAAUGUGAGUGAAGAGGAUAGCAAAGUCUACGUGACGUCGGAAUGUCGUUUCAAUACACUAGCGGAACUGGUUCACCACCAUUCCCUCCACGCCGAUGGACUCAUCACGCAGCUGCUCUACCCAGCACCAAAGAGAAACAAACCCGCAGUAUUCGCACUGUCUCCGGAACCGGAUGAGUGGGAAAUAGACCGGACGGACAUCGUGAUGAAACACAAACUGGGAGGUGGGCAGUACGGAGAUGUGUACGAGGCUACUUGGCAAAGGCACAACAUCACCGUCGCUGUGAAGACGCUCAAAGAGGACACGAUGGCGCUGAACGAUUUCAUGGAAGAAGCCACCAUAAUGAAAGAGAUGCGACAUCCGAACCUCGUCCAACUCAUCGGAGUAUGCACCCGAGAGCCCCCGUUUUUCAUAAUCACAGAAUUCAUGCCUUACGGCAAUCUACUGGAUUAUCUGCGCAACUCGUCGCCGGAAAGCAUCGACGCCGUCGUCCUCAUGCACAUGGCAACCCAGGUUGCUUCAGCCAUGGCUUAUCUCGAAAGCCGGAACUUCAUCCACAGAGACCUAGCGGCGAGAAAUUGUCUUGUGGGAGAGAAUCAUCUCAUCAAAGUCGCCGAUUUCGGUCUCGCGAGACUCAUGAGGGACGACGACACGUAUACGGCUCACGCCGGUGCCAAAUUCCCGAUAAAAUGGACCGCACCCGAGGGUUUGGCGUUCAAUAAGUUCUCGACAAAGAGCGACGUCUGGGCGUUCGGAAUCCUUCUCUGGGAAAUCGCUACUUACGGCUCCUCGCCGUAUCCGGGCGUAGAUCUCUCCGAAGUCUACCGUAUGCUCGAGUCGGGCUACAGAAUGGGCUGUCCCCCUGGGUGCCCUUCGAGCGUUUACGACCUCAUGCAGAAAUGCUGGUCGUGGAACGCCAGCGACCGACCGAGUUUCCGCGAGAUCCUGGAAAUGCUCGAGCACAUGUUCCAGCAUUCUUCGAUCCAAGAAGAGGUCGAACGUCAACUAGAGAAUCAACAAAGUCACGAGGACGACGUUCCGCCGCCACCGGCCCCCGUCGUGCUCACGACGCCCAAGAAGGAGUCGCCUAUUCAAAAAAUGGGCAUUGUGUUACCGAGUGCCAACGCUCCCUCGAAAGGAGUCCAGAUGCGGAAGAGCAAGGCGAAGCAGGCUCCCGCCCCGCCGAAACGGACGAGUUCUUUCAGAGAUAGUUCGUGUGUGCCUGACGAAGGAACGACACCAUCUACUGAAAAUCUCGGCAGCCUGGAGAAAGUUUGUGAGAACGACGAGGACGAACCAGUUCGGUUGCGAACUCAACAUCAUCAUCAGCAGCAGCAGCAGCAACAGCUUGGCUUGAAAUUCAGUGCAGCGCCUAGAAGGGUCAAUGAUGAGCAGGUUCAAAUAGCGGCUUUGGACGUACAGAAUGUCAAGCAGGCCAUCAACCGUUAUGGUACCUUGCCAAAGAACGCCCGUAUCGGCGCCUAUCUCGAAUCUCUCCGCCAGCACGGCCUACACACGGGAGUGCAGAACGCGCCUCCCGUUCCCGUGAAAAGCGGAGACUUCGUGCAUUAUUCCGUUUCGAAACACGCCCCAUCGUCCACCCCAACCGAUCAGCAGCAGCAGCAGCACCAGCAUAGUGAUGAGAGUUUGUCGACGCCGUUCUUCCUCCGGCAGAAGUCUGAUCUCACUCAUAACAAGGGCGGGAUUUCUGACGAAUUCAAUCAAAAAUGGAAACGGGACUCGAGGACAGAGCAGGACGUCAGCGGAGCGUCGUCGUUCGCAGCGAGCUUCCUUAGAAGGUCGAUGAAGAAGUCGCCUUCCAAGUCGAGCGAUCUGCCGCCGCGCAAGAGUGGAAGCGUCGAUCAUUUAGACUCGAUGCGCGAAGAGACCACCAUCAGCGUGAGCUUGAGCAGCAACAGCAGCUCGAAAGACAAAAAGAAGAAGGAGAAGAAACACCGCAAAGAGAAGUCCGAGGAACGAAGGACAGCGCCCGGUCCCAACCCGCAGGUGCAGAAGCAGAUGGACGAAGCAGGAGCCACAGUCCGCCCGCUCUUUACGGAGCUUUUUGAGAGCUUGAAGGCAAAAGCUGCCAAAAAGUCCGCAGAAAGUGCGCUGCUCAGUAAACUCCAACAGGAGAACAAAUCACCGAAACUCGCCGUACGCAACGGAAACGGCGAAGUUGAGCGCAGGGUCUCGUCUGGAAAUUCCUCCGGCGAAGAGGAGAAACGCCAAAGCGCCGGGAGUAUCUCGAGCCUCAAGAAGCUCUGGGAGGGAACAGGUAGUAAUUCCCAAUCCAUGAUUCCCAAUUCCCAAAACCCAGUAGCAAACCAAAUCAGUCCGGGUCAACAAAAAAUCGGUGGAGGAGGCGGAGGAGGCGGCGGCGGGGGGGGAAUCGGUAACGGGCGUCCCGAUACGCUCAAAACAGCAAAAUCCGUCGAUGUCAAAGGCAAGGGCAGAACGCCCGAUGGACCGAACCAGCCCGGAGGGAUCAGCACCGAGAAACCGGUCAUACCGACGAAGCCAUCGCUCAUCAAGAGCAAGUCAAUGGUUUUAGGCAUCGGUUCCGUGACCGGGAAAAAAUUGGCGCCGAAACCCCCGGUACCGUCCUCGAAACCAUCGGUCGACAACUCCGGGGACACCGUGGCGAACACGAAGGCAUCGAUUAUUGAAACAUCCGCAGCUAUAACACAGGCCAUCAGCACGCUCAAAAACUCCAGCUCGGUCACGUCUUCGCACAUCAUCCAGCUAUCUGAUAAGGUCCAGUUGCUGCACACACCUUGUCUGACAUACGCGGAAACGAUUCCGCCCGCCGGUCGUUUCAAGUUCCGCGAGCUCAUGAGCCGACUGGAAACUCAAGGAAACUCCCUGCGUGGCACAACGAACAACAACGUCACCCAGACGGCGAAGACCCUCGAUGAUCUGCACAACACCGUCCGCGAUCUCGUCAACCUCGUACAGCGAUGA